AUGUCUGAUCAAGAUAAAAAGAGUGGUACGGGUACCACCCCCGUGGUGGUAGAACAAACUACCAACAGCAGACACAAGGCUCCAUGUCGGCCUAAUGAUAUUCAAGAUGAAACUGACCAUCAUCAUAAGCAUUCCAAAGCACCAGCUGUACAAUCUGUUGGUGAGGAUAUUAAACAUAAAACAGCAGAGGAUUUGGAGUCAGAAAAUGAGGACGAUAAGGAUCGCAAACGGGUUAAAUCUAAUGAGAUGAGUAAGCAGAGUGCCGCCAAAAAAUUAUCUUUCAUUUCCAAGAAGCAAGGCUCGCCGGCCGAUUCCACAGCUUUGGGCCACGUCGAACUUGAGACAAAGAAGGGUUCAAUGACGCCCACAUCGCAGCCAAUUCCACAAGUUGCCGAAGCUCUUUCGGGAGCUAAUUUUGUCGAAAAGGAAAAUACUCAAACAGGCGAUACGGACAGUAUUACGGAUGAAAUCUCCGAAGCACGGAUUGUUAAACCAUCAAAGAGAUAUUCAAAUUGGUCAGAUGACGAAGAGGCGGGCGGGCUGCCGCGCAGUGAAUCGCGGGCAUCGCGCGUUUCCCGCGUCGUCCGACAGUUUUUCUGUUGCGGCGUGCCUUACGAAGCUCCGUCCGAAGAAAACAUCUCAUCGGGACGAGCUUUUGGUCAAGGAAUAUAA
Pieris macdunnoughi is the source of this 672-nucleotide messenger RNA. The record is from the annotation of a GenBank genome assembly. Lineage: Eukaryota; Metazoa; Arthropoda; Insecta; Lepidoptera; Pieridae.